Molecule: messenger RNA, 3338 nt
Organism: Benincasa hispida (wax gourd)
Lineage: Eukaryota; Viridiplantae; Streptophyta; Magnoliopsida; Cucurbitales; Cucurbitaceae
Source: RefSeq, a predicted model, not a curated record
ACCUAACAACAAAAAUGCGAAAAUUUACAGAAUGAAAAACAAAUCGAAGAAAGGGGACUGGAGUCUGCUGGGAUCGACGAGGAGGGCGACGGCGGAGCACAGCCUGCUAUAGGAACCUCGCCGCAGCCGUCGAUUCCACCCGCGUCGUCCUUCUUCAUCACCUAGUUUCAUCUUUUCUAUCGAAUCACGAAGUGAAAUCGAGAGCUCAUUCGCCAAUCUCGAUGAUGUUCACGGGAUUAGCAAUUGAUUCGCCACCAUCCCAAAUUUUUGUGCUUGGAUUUCUGAACGAAGCCCUUAGCUCCCUCAAGCGUGAUAUUUCUCGGAUGUUCGCCGUCUUUUACGGCCGACCUAACAUCGAUGCAGCGGCGAGGUCGAAGGAGGACGAGGAUUCAUUACAUCCUGCUCUUAAAACUUUAAUGACAACUGUCGGUGACCAUUGCGAUUUGAGAUCUUCGGAUUGCUUUUCAGAAAAGCGUAAUUUUGAUGGCGAAGGAGAUCCGCGGGCUGUUUUCAACGUAUUGGACGCUCUGCUCAAGGGUAGUCUGGACCGUUUGCAAGCUAUGAGGGAAAACAUAUGUUUGGCGAAGUCAGGUCUUCAGAAAUGUUUUUUCGAGACCAUUCAGCAACCUGACUACACAGUCAUGGUUAGAGAUUUGUGUUUAAAAGGAAAGUUAGGAGCAGCUCUUUUGCUUCGGAGAAAGUUGAUAAAAGAAGGUUUUGUUGUUGAUUUACUCACACAUAAUUAUCUUCUUAAUGGACUGUGUAUAAACUGUGAUAUGGAGAUGGCAGAUUCUCUUUUUAGGGAAAUGCUAGAAAGGGGUCCUUCUCCCAGUUGUGCUACAUACAACAUUAUUAUUAAGGGUUUCUGCCUUCAUAUGAAUAUGGAUAGAGCUCUUGACCUAUUUUAUACCAUGGCUAAUAGUGGUAUUAGGCCAAGUAGAAUUACCUAUAACAUACUCUUACAUGCAUUGUGCAAGAGAGGCAUCUUGGAGGAUGCUAGGAAGCUUCUUGAAGAUAUCCUAGGUAAUGAUAUUAAAACAACAGAUGAUGCAAUCACAUCAACUAUACUGAUGGAUGGUUGUUUUAAAGGUGGAGAUAUGAUUCAGGCUAUUGCUUUAUGGGAUGAGAUGGUUGAAAAGAAGACGGAGAUUGAUGUUGUUGCGUUCAAUGUCCUUAUUCACGGGCUUUGUUUGAAUCAAGACAAGAAAACUGCGCUUGGCUAUGUUGUCGAUAUGCUUAAGAGGGGUUUUAUUCCUGACAUCUUUACAUACAACACUCUAAUCAGUUAUCUUUGUAAAGACGGCCAAUUUGGUGAGGCUUACUAUAUCCAAGACGUCAUGUCAAGAAUGGGUGUUUCUCCGGAUCAAAUUUCAUACAAAAUGAUUAUUCAAGGUCUAUGCAUGAAUGGAGAUGCUAUCAAAGCCAAUGAGUUUCUUCACUCAAUGUUAGAAAAAUCAAUGGUGCCUGAGCCCCAUAUUUGGAACCUGAUAAUUGAUUGUUAUGGAAGGUAUGGAUAUCUGAGCAAUGCAACAUCCAUCAGGGAUCAGAUGUUGGCCGCCGGCGUGCAACCAAAUGUAUUUACUUACAAUGCAUUGAUUCAUGCACAAGUUAAAAGGGGGAACAUAUUUAGUGCAUAUUCUCUGAAAAAGGAUAUGCUUUUGUUAGGUCUUUUUCCAGAUGUUGUUACUUACAAUUUAUUGAUAAAUGGUGCUUAUAAGUGUGGACAAAGUCGUUUUGCCCUUCAAUUAUAUGAUGAAAUGCUGAGGAAGGGAUAUGAACCCAAUAAGAUAACAUACACAGAACUAAUAAGAGGUCACUGUAUGUGUGGUGACAUGAAGGAGGCAGAAGAUCUAUUUUUCGAGUUACAUAGAUCUGGGUUGCCAAUGGAUAUUGUUCCAUUUAAAGUUAUUUUUGAAAAGUACCAUAAAAUAGGAGAGCCUGACAUGGCAAUGAAAUUUUAUCAAAGGUGGUUGACAAUGAUGGCUUGAGGAGCUAUUUGACAAAAUAAAUUGUUUGAGGUUACAGCAUUAUUGUUGCCAUUUUGGCUCACAAUCAUGGAGAUUGGCGUACAGAUCUCUUUUACUGACCAAAUAUAAUUCGGCCUUCUGUUUGUGGAGAUUGCUGAUAUGUAAUGUGCUCCUCCUUGAGGAAAGAUGAAGACCUUGUCCUCGAAGGCCUGAAGAUGAGAAACAAAUGAAGCUUUACAUCCAUGGCAGUAGUGGUGAUCUUUGAGCUUGGAACAAUGCUCAUUGAAGGUUAGCAAAAGGAAGCAUUAUAAAUUAUAAAGGGUGGAAUUUGCAUAAAUCAAAAGGGGGAAAAUGGGGUUUGGUUGGCUUGACUAUUAACGAUGGCUGACUUUGGUAGUUUUAGGGGAGGAGGAAGAGGAGAGAGGAUUGGAAGUGAGAGAAAAAAUAUAUAUUUUUUUUUAAUAAAAUAUUUAUUUAUAGAACUACCUAAUUAAUGUAGAAAAUAGAAAGAAGAAUGUUUUAAACCUAUUUAUGAAAGGUGAGGAACAAAGUGACCAAAUUGAAACCUUAGGGACCAAAUGCACAUUCCUAAAAACUCAAGGACUAAAAAAGUAGUUUUUCCUAUAAACUUUUGAGGUUUAUAUAGUAUCCUUUAGGGGUGAUCAUUGAAACUGCUAAAACCAAGCCGAAUGCUAAAUCGAAUCGGAAUCGAAACUGAACUGAAACCGAAUUAGUGUGAUUUGGUUCGGUUUCAGAUCUGAAAACUGAUUUGAAACCGAAUCAAACCGCUUUUUUUAAUAAAUAUAUUAAAAAUAAUAAAUAUUAUAUAUUAUAUAUAUUGAAAAAAUAGAGCCACAAAUGAUGUUUUUCAUGAUGAUAAAUCUUUUAUAUUUUUGUAGUAUUUAUAUUUUUGGACUUUGGAAUAAUUUUUAAGUUUGUUGUUGAACUAGUAGUGUUAGUAAACUAGACUAGUUAUACCAAAUAGUGACUAAUUGUAAUUGUUAUUAUUAAACUUUAAACAUUUUAAAUUUCAAAAUUAACCGUUAAAACUAUAUUUUUGAAUACAUUGUUUCAAAUCAUAGAAAUUUAGAAAAUAUGAAAAAGCAUAAAAAUUAAAAUUAAAAAAAAAAAAAGUGAAACCGAACCGAACCACAUGUUCAGUUCGGUUUCAGAAAAUUCAUUUUUUAAAAUUUGCGGUUUGGUUUGUUUUAAGUCCAAAGUCAAAUCGAAUCGAACCGUGGACAUCUUAGUAGUAUCCUCGGACUCUCGGCUCUUGUACUACUGUUUGUUUUCACUGGUUUUAAAAUUAGAUUAUGAUUGGAGAGUUGGAGACACAAAAACCAAUUAUGAUGUAUCGUUGCAAUUGUUUUC